AAUGGCUGCCUCCAGUUUGGCCGUUCUUUGUAGGAGAGUUUCAGCUACGCUGCGGGCUUCCAGGUCAUUAAUAACUCCUCAGGCCCCUGCUAGCACAGGUUGCAGGUUUUCUGCUAGUUUGUUGCCUAAGAAUACACCAAAUGUCACAUCCUUUCACCAGUGUAGAUUACUUCAUACCACAUUGUCAAGGAAAGGACUGGAAGAAUUUUUUGAUGACCCAAAGAACUGGGGGGAAGAAAAAGUGAAGUCUGGAGCUUCAUGGACCUGUCAGCAAUUAAGGAACAAAAGUAAUGAAGAUUUACACAAACUUUGGUAUGUCCUACUGAAAGAAAGAAACAUGCUCCUAACUCUAGAGCAGGAGGCCAAGCGACAAAGAUUGCCAAUGCCAAGUCCAGAGAGGUUAGAAAAGGUAGUAGAGUCCAUGGAUGCCUUAGAUAAAGUUGUCCAAGAAAGAGAAGAUGCCCUAAGGCUUCUUCAGACUGGUCAAGAAAAUGCUAGACCUGGUGCUUGGAGAAGAGACAUUUUUGGAAGAAUCGUCUGGCACAAGUUCAAGCAGUGGCCUAUACCGUGGCACCUUAAUAAAAGAUACCAUAGGAAACGAUUCUUUGCCAUGCCUUAUGUGGAACGUUUUGUCAGACUGAGAAUUGAGAAACAAGCCCGCGUUGAAGCAAGGAAGAGAAGUUUAGAGAAAAAGAAAGAAAAAUUUCUUCAGAAAAAGUUUCCACAUCUUUCUGAAGCCCAAAAGUCAAGUAACGUCUAAGAUAUCCGAACUCUUAAUUUACCGUUUUGUUUCUCUUGCAUAAUAGUCUGUAUACAAAAGUAAAUAUAUGUUAAGUGGUUUAUAAAGAAAUUGUGCUUUCAGUCAAGUUACUUAUCAGUUCUAAGUGUUAUUAUGGCAUGUUAAUUUUGGAAGUGGUCAUGCAUCUACCAAAUUUUUUUAAAGUCAGGUAGAAAGUUCAGGUUAAAUUCCCAUUUUAUAAAUUCUGACAUCUAAGCAGGCUUUAAUAUCACCUGCUAUCUUAGAGUGUAAAAGUGAUGUUAACUGCCAUAGCAAAGGCAACAGGGUAAUUUUCGGAAUUCAGGUAACAUUGUUACUACUAUUGUUAAUAGGAUAUGAAGGGGAUGUGGAUGGAUACUAUUGUUAAUAGGAUAUGAAGGGGAUGUGGAUACUACUGUUAAUAAACAGUGAGUACUUUCACUCAAAAUAAUGAUAAAUACAUUUAGUACUUGAAGUAUCAAGGCACAAAAUGCACAACAGCCCAAAAAAUAUUUCUGGAAUGGCUUGUAAUUUUUAUUUAAUUUUAUAAGCCUAAAGUAAAAAGCAUAGGUAGUAACUUUUACUAUUCAAUAAAAAGCAAUUCUACCAAUCCACUGUAAUUAAUAUAAUAAACAGAGUUGGAAGGCAUUUUACUGAAAGCAAAAUAUUUAGAGAAAAUAGACAUUUAUACAAAAUUAUAAAAUGUUUCUAAUAAGAAUAAGUGCAUUUCAAGGAAAGCACAAACUCAUUUUAAUUUAUAGAGCCAGUUAAAGCCUUAAGAAAUUUAAGUGGAAAUUGAAAUAUGCAAAAAUGUAUAAACAUUCUACAAAAGAUGGUCAUUCUUUUCCUGAGUGUACUAAAGCUAUGAAACGUAGGUGACACAGGAAGGUGGAGGUUUGAGAGGGAACUCUUUUUCAAGGGCAUUUCCUUUCUACACACUGCUUCCCUCCUUCUUCAUAUUCUUGUUUGGAAAUCCACAUCUGUUGAAAGGUACCC
This is a messenger RNA of Cynocephalus volans (Philippine flying lemur), 1753 nucleotides long. RefSeq names its product mitochondrial ribosomal protein L47 (gene MRPL47). Gene Ontology annotation, molecular function: structural constituent of ribosome. The coding region runs from base 2 to 760 and encodes 252 amino acids. Lineage: Eukaryota; Metazoa; Chordata; Mammalia; Dermoptera; Cynocephalidae. Gene Ontology annotation, cellular component: mitochondrial large ribosomal subunit; mitochondrial ribosome. Gene Ontology annotation, biological process: mitochondrial translation. The record is from RefSeq and is a predicted model, not a curated record. The transcript is spliced from 7 exons.